This is a messenger RNA of Telopea speciosissima, 1628 nucleotides long. Its product is annotated as disease resistance protein RPV1-like. NCBI's taxonomy places the organism in Eukaryota, Viridiplantae, Streptophyta, Magnoliopsida, Proteales, Proteaceae. The record is from RefSeq and is a predicted model, not a curated record. The transcript has 5 exons. Bases 132 to 1628 code for a protein of 498 amino acids.
AAGUUACUAUUUCAGAAUCGCCAGAGGAAGUAUGAACCAGAUGACGUAAAGAGUUGGAAGAAUGCUUUGACAGAGGUGGGGAAACUAAAGGGAUGGACUCUCAAGGGAGAUGCAACUAUUGAGGAAUUCAAAUGGUUGAAGGUAUCCUCCUUGAUUGGAAGUUUGAAUCUGCAGCCAAAGAUGAUUUAAGCUACGAAAACUUUGUGAAGAUGCACAAUUCAAGAUUUCUCCAUUUUGACUUCUCCGAUGUUAAUGUCAAUGGGGAUUUUCCUCGUCUUCCUUCUAAAAUAAGAUGGUUUCAUUGGAACUCAUGCCCUUUGACAGUUCUACCAGCCAAUUUUUAUCAUGAAGAAUUAGUUCUUCUCGAGUUAUCAGAGAGUGAUAUCAAACUAGAUUGGAAUGAUAAACCUCAAAAUAAAAAUAAGCGGUUCCAAAAGUUGAAGGUUCUUAUUAUGUAUGAAUGUCGCAAUCUCUUUGACUCUCCCGACUUUUUCGCAUGGUUUCCCUGCUUACAAAGAUUGGAUCUUUCAUGGUGCAUUUCUCUUUUGGAACUCCCAGAUAGUAUUUGUCAAAUCGUUUCUCUCAAAAGUCUUAUUCUCGAUGAUUGUAAAUCAUUCAAUGAGUUACCUACCUCCAUAGGUGAUCUAAAACAUUUGGUUGAACUUUCCGUAUCGGGGACGAAGAUUAAAGAACUGCCUGAUGGUGUAGGGCAGUUAGAAAAGCUUGAGAAAUUAAAUGUCUCAUGGUGCUUGAAGCUAGGGAGGCUACCAACAUCGAUGGGUAGAAUGAGGAGUUUGCUUCGCUUUGAGCUUGGAGGUACUAUUAUUGUAAAUUUACCAGAUGAUUUUUCAAAGCUCUCAGGCUUAGAGGUGUUAAAAAUGGGAAUUCAUACAGAUUGUGAAGAGUUGGGUUGUAACAAAUUAACAAAGUUACCGGAUUUGUCAAGUCUGAAAAGAUUGAGAGUUUUAGAUAUCAACCAUUGUGUAAACCUAGAGGAAAUUCACGGCCUCGAAAAAUUUGAAUCACUGGAAGAGUUGGAAGCGAGGUGUUGCUACAAAUUAACAGACACAACGAAGCAGACACAUGGACAGGGAAUGUUUCUUCAUAAUUUUGAUGGCCAAGAAGGUGGUGGUGGUGGUGGUAGUGGUGGUCAGGGAAAUAAUUUAAUUGAUGAGAUCCAUCAUUAUGGUUCAGGCAGAGCUGUGCGAGUAAACAUUGUUUUUGAAAUUGAAGCUUCAAUCCGUUGGAGAUCAGGAAAAGAGAAAUCCUGUAUUUGUUCGAUCAGAAUUGAGGAUAUUAAAAUUACUCCUCGAGAUGUAAUCUACAUACACCAUUUCAAUGUCAAUGGGUUUCCGUUUCAAAGCAAAGCGGCUAUCGAGAAAUUCACCAUACAGAGCCUGGAACGAUACGAACAAUCCGGACAAUAUCCUUCUGUGAGUGUCAAAGUGAAAUUCUGGAAGGUGUUGUUCGAAAACAAGGAAUCAGAGCAGCAAAUGCCUAACCAACAAUCCAGUGCUAUGUUGGUUGCAGAUUUCUUCAGAUGGUCAUCAGAUGCUGCUGCUGCUGCUGCUGCUGAUGAUGAUGAUGAUGAGGUGGAGGAAUCACAGGAUGAAGAAGAAGAAGAAUAA